This is a messenger RNA of Carcharodon carcharias (great white shark), 891 nucleotides long. RefSeq names its product adaptor related protein complex 4 subunit sigma 1 (gene ap4s1). The transcript has 6 exons. Lineage: Eukaryota; Metazoa; Chordata; Chondrichthyes; Lamniformes; Lamnidae. Gene Ontology annotation, biological process: protein transport; vesicle-mediated transport. Gene Ontology annotation, cellular component: intracellular membrane-bounded organelle. The record is from RefSeq and is a predicted model, not a curated record. The coding region runs from base 321 to 755 and encodes 144 amino acids.
UGCUAAUGAAAUGCUACCCAAGUAACGCUCAAACAAUCCAUUCUACAAGACCGGAUCCCAGCUUUCAGAAACCCCGUUGAUCCCACAUGCAAGAGCAGCGCAUCAAUUGGAAACGAACUAGAAGCAAAUGAAGCUGAUUGACCAGUCAUCAGAAGGUGCUCGGGCAUCCACACAUAAAUGUUCCCAGUUAUUUACACCCAGCUGCCCGGCGCCAUAUUGGAAACAAAAAUGGCGGCGGCGAAGAUGGCCCCACAUUUGGAAAUACUGUGAAAAAAAACAAAAAGAGGAAUACCAUUUGUCUUGGUUCAGAAGUUACUAAUAUGAUUAAGUUUUUCCUCUUGGUGAACAAGCAAGGGCAAAUGAGACUCACUCGGUAUUAUGAACCCAUGGAAAUCCACAAAAGAACACUGUUGGAAGCUGAUAUCAUUAAGAAUUGCCUCCCACGAACAAAGGACCAGUGUUCCUUUGUUGAGUACAAGGAUGUUAAGCUGGUGUAUCGUCAGUAUGCUGCACUCUUUGUUGUGAUCGGGAUUGAUGAUGCAGAGAAUGAACUGGCAGUGUAUGAACUUAUACAUAAUUUUGUCGAGGUUUUGGAUAAUUACUUCAGUAGAGUGUGUGAAUUGGAUAUCAUGUUUAAUUUAGACAAAGUGCACAUCAUUCUGGAUGAAAUGAUUUUGAAUGGUCGUGUUGUGGAGACAAACAAAAGCAGAAUCCUUGCUCCUCUACUUGCGCUUGACAAAAUGACUGAAAGCUAAAACAAAGAAGAUGCAAACUGCUCAAAAACUGCACCACUCAUUCGUAAUGUUUUUUUCCUAACAUGUAAGAUGCUGCUUUAUGAAUGGUUAUGGAUGUCCUGAAUUUUACCACAAUAAACAAACUUGCUUAUAAAAA